This is a messenger RNA of Caenorhabditis angaria, 1516 nucleotides long. Lineage: Eukaryota; Metazoa; Nematoda; Chromadorea; Rhabditida; Rhabditidae. The record is from the annotation of a GenBank genome assembly.
AUGACAACUCCGAGUCGUAGACGUUUAAUGCGAGACUUCAAAAAGUUGCAAGAAGAUCCGCCAGCUGGUGUUUCUGGCGCGCCAACUGAGGACAACAUUUUGGCGUGGGAGGCCAUCAUUUUCGGACCACAGGAAACACCAUUCGAGGAUGGAACCUUUAAGGUGAGUUUUUUUUCUAGCUUCAAAUCCACGUCAUAACUUUAUUUUCUAAAUUCAAAAGUUACACUUAUCAAAACUCCCUUGAAUUAUAAAUAUGACGUGGAAAAAAUGGCAUUCUGUUGGGAAGGAAAAAAUCGAAAAAUUUUUGAAGUCUGAAAGAGCAAAAAGUUUUUUUUUCUCAAAAGUGUGUAAAAAAUGAAAAAUUAUCAAGACCGAAAAUUUUCGAUUUUUAGACAGCUUUUCCACGUCAUAACUAUAUUUUGAGCAUUGUAUUUUUAACCAUUUAAUUUUACUGGUUUAUAAUUGAAUCAAAAUAUUGAUAACAUUGUAUUUUUGUGUAUCCAAGUUUUAAAAAAUCAAAUUUUUUUUGCAGCUCUCUUUGGAAUUCACAGAAGAAUAUCCGAACAAGCCACCAACUGUCAAAUUCAUCUCGAAAAUGUUCCAUCCAAAUGUAUAUGCUGAUGGAUCGAUUUGUUUGGAUAUUUUACAGGUAAAUAUUGCAUUUUUUGAAAAUAAUAGUUACGUAUUAAUUUCUCCUAAACAAUCUGAUUUCUGAAAAGUUUUUCAAAGAAACUAUGAAAUUUGACACGUCAUAGCUCAAUUUUAUACUUCGAAUCGAAUUGUUUGUAAACUUGUUGAAUUUUCUCAAAAAGUCCUACACAAUAAUAAUUUCCUUGAUUCCGAAUUUACUGAUUGGGCACUCGGGCUUCAAAAAUCUACUGAUUUCUUCAAUUUCAGAACCGCUGGUCUCCAACCUAUGACGUAGCCGCAAUUCUGACAUCCAUCCAAUCAUUGCUCGACGAGCCCAAUCCAAAUUCACCAGCAAAUUCGCUCGCCGCACAAUUGUAUCAGGAAAAUCGACGAGAGUAUGAGAAACGAGUGCAGCAAAUCGUUGAACAGGUAACCAACCCUUUUUUUCUUAAAUUCCAAAAGUUUCUUAUCCAAAGAAAACCAAGAAUCCAAUUUUUCUCGAAAUGUACUUCAGUUAUUACGAAGCUUAAAAAUACGAAAAUUAUCAGAUAAACUACGGUAGUUUUUGAACCACUGAACAUUUCAAAAAAAAUGAACAAAAAGUUUCCCGUAAAAAUUAGACAGAAAUAUUGAAUUUUCCCAAAACCCUUAGUUCUUUCAAAAUCCUCCAGAUUCCUCUAAUUCUAGAAUUUUGAAAUCUCCCAAAUUUUCUCCUCAAACUCCUAAUUUUUUCCAGUCCUGGCUAAACAUUGGCGAAAACGAAGGCGACGUCGAACUCAAAGACGAUGGCGGCGAUUCGAUCGAUGAAAAAGCCGUCAUAACUUCAACAUCUGAAAAUGCUGAUGCUGAAAAUAAUGAAGGCGGAGCAUCGGCAUCAAAUGUUUGA